Eriocheir sinensis (Chinese mitten crab) is the source of this 6252-nucleotide messenger RNA. It is a transcript of the gene Nf1, whose product is annotated as neurofibromin-like. NCBI's taxonomy places the organism in Eukaryota, Metazoa, Arthropoda, Malacostraca, Decapoda, Varunidae. The record is from RefSeq and is a predicted model, not a curated record. Gene Ontology annotation, biological process: regulation of GTPase activity.
CCUCUACAGCUCCUACGACAUCACCGGGUGCUGUCGUGACCUGGACCAGGCGUGCAUGGAGGCGGUGGCGGCGCUGCUGAGGGGCCUCCCGCUGCAGCCCGAGGAGAGCGACCGCGGCGACCUGAUGGAGGCGAAGUCACAGCUGUUCCUCAAGUACUUCACACUCUUCAUGAACCUCCUCAACGACUGCAUGGAAGCCCAAGAGGUUGAGAAGGACAUCAGCCGUCAGCGUCCAGCCCGGCAAGCUGUCCACUUUCGCAACGCCACCAUCCAGGCCAUGUCCAACCUGCUGUCCGCCAACAUUGACUCUGGCCUAAUGCACUCCAUCGGCCUGGGCUACCACAAGGACCUGCAGACACGAGCCGCCUUCAUUGAGGUGCUGACCAAGAUCCUGCAGCAGGGGACGGAAUUUGACACCCUGGCGGAGACUGUGUUGGCGGACCGCUACGAACAACUGGUGCAGCUGGUGACCAUGAUAGGCGACAAGGGGGAGCUGCCUAUCGCCAUGGCCCUCGCCUCAGUGGUGGUCACCCCGCAGAUGGAUGAGCUGGCGCGUGUGUUCGUGACCCUGUUUGACGCCAAGCACCUGCUAUCGCCCCUUCUGUGGAAUAUGUUCUACAAGGAGGUGGAGGUGUCCGAUUGCAUGCAGACGCUCUUCAGGGGAAACUCACUGGGCAGCAAAAUCAUGUCCUUCUGCUUCAAGAUCUAUGGGGCGUCCUACCUCCACAACCUGCUGGAGCCGCUGAUCCGCCCGCUGGUGUCGGACUGCGCCGUCUCCUACGAGGUGGACCCCGCCCGCCUGGACCCCUCGGAGGACGUGGAUGAGAACCGCCGGAACCUGAUCGCCCUGACCCAGCGUGUGUUUGGGGACAUUGUCUGCUCCUCCGAGAAGUUCCCGCCCCAGCUGCGCAGCAUGUGUCACUGUCUGUACCAGGUGCUGAGCAAGAGGUUCCCGCAGUUCCCCCAAAACAACAUCGGCGCAGUGGGAACCGUCAUCUUCCUCAGGUUCAUCAAUCCAGCCAUAGUGAGUCCGUGCGAGACCGGCAUACUCGACCAGCAACCCAGCGGACCCAUCAAACGCGGACUUAUGCUGAUGUCCAAGAUCCUGCAAAACAUCGCAAACCAUGUGGAAUUCAGCAAAGAACAGCACAUGGUUCCCUUCAACGACUUCGUGAGGCAGCAUUUCGAGGGGGCGCGGCGGUUCUUCAUCCAGAUUGCCAGCGACUGUGAGAGCGUGGAACAGGCCAGCCACUCCAUAUCCUUCAUCAGCGACGCCAAUGUUCACGCCCUCCACCGCCUCCUGUGGAACCACCAGGAGAAGAUAGGCGAGUACCUCUCCAGCAGCCGUGACCACAAGGCCGUAGGCAGGCGACCCUUCGACAAGAUGGCAACACUGCUGGCCUACCUCGGACCUCCGGAACACAAACCUAUUGACUCACAGUGGAGCAGCAUGGACAUGACCAGCACCAAGUUUGAGGAGAUCAUGUCCAAACACAACAUGCACGAGAAGGACGAGUUCAAGAGCAUCAAGACCCUCAACAUCUUCUACCAGGCCGGCACCUCCAAGGCCGGCAACCCUGUCUUCUACUACAUUGCCAGGAGAUACAAGAUCGGGGAGACCAACGGCGACCUGCUGAUAUACCACGUCAUUCUGACCCUCAAGCCUAUCUGUCGCAAGCCCUUCGAGCUGGUGGUGGACUUCACACACACCUGCGCCGACAACAGGUUCAGGACUGAGUUUCUACAGAAGUGGUUCGUGGUGCUGCCCGAGGUUGCUUACGAGAACAUCCACGCGGCGUACAUCUACAACGCCAACUCUUGGGUGCGCGAGUACACCAAGUACCACGACCGCAUCCUGGCGCCCCUGAAGGGCCACAAGAAGCUGGUAUUCCUUGACGCGCCAGCUCGCCUUAAUGACUACAUAGACCCAGACCAACAGAAGCUGCCGGGGGCCACAACCUCCCUGGACGAGGACCUCAAGGUGUUCAACAAUGCCCUCAAACUGUCCCACAAGGAUACCAAAGUGGCCAUCAAGGUGGGACCGUCCGCCAUCCAGGUGACCUCCGCUGAGAAGACCAAGGUAUUGAGCCAUUCCGUGCUGCUUAACGAUGUCUACUAUGCCUCGGAGAUAGAGGAGGUCUGUCUGGUGGAUGACAACCAGUUCACACUGACGAUCGCCAACGAGUCCGGUCCGCUCUCCUUCAUCCAUAAUGACUGUGACAGCAUCGUGCAAGCCAUCAUCCAUAUCAGGGCCAGAUGGGAGCUGUCUCAACCGGACUCCGUGACCGUCCACCAGAAAAUCCGGCCCAAGGACGUCCCUGGCACCCUGCUCAACAUGGCCCUGCUCAACCUUGGCUCCCUGGACCCCAACCUGCGCACUGCUGCCUACAACCUGCUCUGUGCCCUCACUGCGACCUUUGACCUCAAGAUUGAAGGACAGCUGCUGGAGACCUCAGGGCUGUGCAUCCCCUCCAACAACACCAUCUUCAUCAAGAGUGUGAGUGAGAAGCUUGCCGCCAACGAGCCACAUCUCACCCUGGAGUUCCUGGAGGAGUGCAUUCAGGGCUUCCGCGCCUCAUCCAUAGAACUGAAACACCUCUGUCUGGAGUACAUGACGCCCUGGCUGCCAAACCUCACAAGGUUCUGCAGCCACCCGGAUGACAAGAAGAAGGCCAAGGUUGCCAUGAUCCUGGACAAGCUGAUCACCCUGACCAUUGAGGAGGUGGAGAUGUACCCCUCAAUACAGGCCAAGAUAUGGGGCAACAUUGGACAGGUGUCGGAGCUCAUCGACAUGGUGCUGGACUCCUUCAUCAAGCGCUCGGUGACGGGCGGCCUGGGGUCUGGCCAGGCGGAGAUCAUGGCGGACACGGCGGUGGCCCUCGCCUCGGCCAACGUGGCGUCCGUGGCCAAGAAGGUGAUCGGACGGCUGUGCAGGGUUAUCGACAAGACCUGCACCUCGCCAACACAGACCCUGGAACAACACUUGAUGUGGGAUGAUAUAGCCAUCCUCGCCCGCUACCUGCUCAUGCUUUCCUUCAACAAUUGCUUGGAUGUGGCUCGGCACCUCCCAUAUCUCUUCCAUAUCAUCACCUUCCUUGUGUGCACCGGGCCUAUAUCCAUGAGGGCCUCGACGCACGGCCUAGUCAUCAAUAUCAUCCACUCCCUCUGCACCUGUACCAAGCCAUCGUUUCUCGAGGAUACCCAGCGUGUGCUCCGGCUCUCCCUGGAUGAGUUCUCGCUACCCAAGUUCUACCUCCUCUUCGGCAUCAGCAAGGUCAAGAGCGCAGCCGUCACUGCCUUCCGCUCAUCCUACAGGCACACUGGGGAAAGAGGCCUGAGGUGGGUGCUAAGGUUCGGCCCUGACCGCAGCCUCUCCUACAACAUGACGGACCGGGAGAAGCUGUCCCUCACUUCCCUGGAGACCAUUACGGACGCCCUGCUGGAGAUGAUGGAGGCUUGCAUGAGGGACAUUCCAGAGUGUGACUGGCUGCAAGUCUGGACCGGCCUAGCCAAGAACUUUGCCUUCCAGUACAACCCAGCGCUGCAGCCACGGGCCCUCAUUGUGUUCGGCUGCAUCAGCAAGAGUGUCGUGGACCUGGACAUCAAGCAGCUCCUGAGGAUACUGGUGAAGGCGCUGGAGAGCUUCUCGGACAUAACACUCAUAGACUCCAUCAUCAUGUGUCUGACGCGCCUCCAGCCACUCCUCAGGCCGGAGUCGCCCAUCCAUCAGGCACUGUUUUGGGUAGCCAUCUCUGUGCUUCAGCUUGACGAAGUGGCACUCUACGCGUCAGGCCUGGCACUCCUGGAACAAAAUCUUCACACCCUGGACUCACAAGGCAGCUUUGACAACAAUACCAUUGAGCAGGUGAUGAUGUCUACCAGAGUGUCGCUGGAGUGGUUCUUCAAGCAACUCGAUCACUCCGUGGGACUCAGCUUCAAAGGCAACUUCCACUUUGCCAUCGUGGGCCACCUCCUGAAGGGCUUGAGGCACCCAGCACCCACCACUGUGUCCCGUACCUCCAGGGUCCUCAUCACUCUGCUGUCCAUAGUUGCUAAACCACACAAGAGAGACAAGUUUGAGGUGACCCCAGAGAGCGUGGCGUACCUUGCCGCCCUGGUGUCAGUGUCCGAGGAGGUCAGGUCGCGAUGUCACCUCAAGUUCUCCGUGGCCCGCAACCUCUCGAAAUCCGCCUCCUCAGAUACCUUUGCUGUUGGACUCCACCUCAACCUCACCAGCACCUCCUCCUCCUCCUCCUCCACGGGGCAGGUCACAGGGGGCAUGGGGGGUCAGGCUGCACCCCCAUCCGCCCCGCAGCAACACCCCGUGGCUGGCAGUGGUGGGGCGACCUCACCAAGCAACCAUGUACAUUCUCCAGGCUCAUCCUUCCCCACACUGGGCAGUCUGGGUAGCAUUGCUAACUCCUCAGCAUCCAGCAUGGUGACCCUGGCCAGCGUGGGCAGCGCGGCGACGGUGGCGGUGGGCAGCGCGGGCAACGGGCUGUGUGGGGCGGCGGCUGCGGCGGCUGCGGGGCUCUCCGGGGGCAGCGUCAGCACCGGGAACAUCAGCGGGGUGGGGGCGGGCUGGGGGGGGGACCAGCGCCCGCCCCCGACCAUCACCAAGGACCCCCCGCCACCCCCCUCGGUCCCUGCCAACCGCAGACACAAGCCCUGGGAGCCUGUGGACACCAUGUGCUUGACCCAGGGCGACAUCUCCCCCCCGGCCAAGGAACGCGGCGCCCGGAUCAGCGUCAGCAACGAGAACAACAUCCUGCUGGACCCGGAGGUGCUGACGGAGUACUCCACGCAGGCGCUGGUGCUGACGGUGCUGGCCACGCUGGUCAAGUACACCACCGACGAAAACGAGAUGCGCGUCUUGUACGAGUAUUUGGCAGAGGCAUCCGUCGUCUUCCCUAGAGUGUUCCCCGUCAUCCACCCCCUGCUGGACGCCAAAAUCACCUCGGUGCUCUCGCUGUGCCACGACGGAGUGAUCCUCAGCGCCGUGCAGUCCAUCAUCCAGAACAUGGUGGCUUGCGAGGACCAGGCGCACCAGCAACUCCACCAACUUCAGAGCUGGGGCUUUGGCGGACUGUGGCGCUUUGCUGGACCAUUCACCAAGAACAACUGCACGGCGGACAACGCAGAGCUCUUUGUCAACUGCCUCGAAGCCAUGGUGGAGACGGCCCUGCCAGCGGACGGAGACGAGGCCUCGGAGAUGGAGCUGGCCCAGUACCCCUCCAUGCUCUCCGUGGCAUCCGUCAACCUGUCCUCAUCCAUGUCCUCACUCACCCUCGCCUCACCCACCGAGAAGGAGGUGGAGGGCAGCGAGGCCCUGGCGCAGAACCUCCCUCCGUGCAGCCGUGCCAAGCCGGGCCUGCCCACCAUCAUGGCCAAGCAGCGGUCGUUCCGUUGCAAGCUGGCCAACAAAAGCAAGUAGCUAGGGCGAAGGCUGGUGGCCCUCCCCAACCCCCUGCGCUCCUCCCCCUCCCCCAAGACCUAGGGACACGAGGGGAUGGACGGAGACAGCGCCCAGACCAGUGUCGGAGUGGAUGCCAAGGAACAGAGGGAUGGAAGCUGACAAGGGAUGGAAGGGGUGUGUGGUGGCCCUCCCCGACCCCCUGCGCUCCUCCCCCUACCCCGAGACCGCUGCGACGAGACCAGACCAAGGAAGGAACGGAGUGGAAUGGGAAGGAAGGAGAGGUGGAGUGUAUGAGAGGCGUGUGAGGCUGGAAGGAAGGGGAAGGAAGGGAAGAGAAGGAAUGGCAAGGAAGGGAAGGGGAGGGAAGAGAUGGAGCUGGCAAGGGAAGGAAUGGGAAGGAAGGUAAAGAGGGAAGAAGGAAGGAAGGAAGGAAGGAUAGGAAAAGCAAUGAUGAGAAGGACUUGAAGGAAGGAAGGAAGGAGGGAAAGGCAGCUGAUGUAAAAAGGAGAGAAAGAAAAGGAAAGGAAGAAGGAAGUGAGGGAGGGAGGGGAAUGUGGUGCUAGCAAAGGAAGGGAGGGGAAUGUGGUGCUAGUGGAGGAAGGGAGGAAGGAAGGAAGGAAGGAAGGAAGGAGGGGAAUGUGGUGCUAGUGGAGCAAGGGAGGAAGGAAGGAAGGAAGGAGGGAGGGGAAUGUGGUGCUAGUGGAGGAAGGAAGGAAGGAAGGAAGGAAGGUUUGGGAGGUGUUCUGGGGACAGCCACAAGAGCCACUCCAAUCUGUGUGUGUGUGUGUGUGUGUGUGUGUGUGUGUGUGUGUGUGUGUGUGUGUGUGUGUGUGUGU